Messenger RNA from Triticum urartu, 545 nucleotides. Its product is annotated as protein BTR1-like. Gene Ontology annotation, molecular function: RNA binding. Lineage: Eukaryota; Viridiplantae; Streptophyta; Magnoliopsida; Poales; Poaceae. The record is from RefSeq and is a predicted model, not a curated record.
CCGCCGCGACCUUCCCUCCCCUCCGACGCGGCCUGCCCUCCGCCCAUGUUUCUUGGACCGUGCUGUCGUCCCCACUCGCAAAUCGAGCCAUGGCCGGCGAGAUCCAUCAUGGCUCCCCUGCAGCAGCUAUUUUUCCAUAUGUAGUGGUUGCAAAAUAUCUACUAUCCCCAGUUUACCAACUAGUGCUAUUGGCCUCUGCAGCAAAACCUGAACCAUCUUCUCUUGAAUUACUCCAGCCUAACACACCCGUGAGAUCGCCUGACUACGACAACGAUGUGCAAGGGACCCUCACCAUGGGUGUCGCGGACGAGUACGUGGGCGCCGUCAUCGGCUAUGCCGGGAGGACCAUACGUGAGAUCGAACGGGUUACGGGCGUGCAGAUCAGUAUCUCUAAGGGGGAGCUCAAAGCUGGGACGAGCGAGAGGGAGGUGGUGACCAGUGGGACAUGGGAGGCGGUCGAUGCGGCGGAGGUGAUGAUCGUGCAGCGGGUCUUGGACGCCGCCAAUAGUUGCCGCCGGUAGCAGGGUGGCGGUGCUGUUGACAGG